AUGUCAGUUACCAUCCAAUCUGUUCAAGCUGAACAUCAUGAAUCGGGAUUCGCAAUCGCUCAUUCGAAACCAAGACUAUCAUGGAGAUUCGGAUCUUCUGAUACCGAAGGAUGGAAACAGACUUCUUAUGAGAUGCUUAUCAAACGUGAGGAUGCAGACAUUGAAGAAAACUACAAAGUACAAUCAGAGGAUUCAGUUUUGGUACCAUGGCCUUCGACUCCUCUUUCAUCAAGAGAAAUCGUUCAUGUCAAAAUUAGAUCUAAAGGAAAUGAUGAGAAAUACACGAAUUGGUCAGAAAUCACUUUGGAAGCUGCGUUUCUUGAUCGAAAAGAAUGGAAAGCCAAUUUGAUUUCAGGUCCACCUCAACCCAAAGACGAUCCAAAAGAGCCUUUCAGAUUGAGAAAAUCAUUUUCGAUCUCUUCAAAUCCUUCUAAAGCUAGACUCUACGCUACUGCUCAUGGUAUAUAUAAUGUCGAGAUCAACGGACAAAAGAUCGGCGAUCAAGUUUUAGCUCCAGGUUGGACAAGUUAUAAGAAUCAUCUGAAUUAUCAAACUUAUGAUAUCACAACUCAACUCAAACAAGGCGAGAAUACAAUCACCGCUUACAUAGGUGAAGGAUGGUAUGCUGGAAGAUUAGGUAGACCAGGUUCGAGAAAUGUCUGGGGUGAUAGAUUAGGUUUUAUAGGUCAACUCGAGAUUGAUAAUAAAGUCGAAUUGGUUACGGAUGACACUUGGGAAUGUUCAGAUGGUCCAGUGAAAAACUCUGAAAUUUAUAAUGGAGAGAUAUACGAUACCACAUUUGAUGAAUCCAAAGCUAAAAUUACUAGAGUAGAAAUCCUUCCAUUCCCUGAAGCUGAACUGAUUUCAUCAGAUGCACCUCCUGUUAGAAGAGUCAAGGAAGUCCGACCUGUCGAAAUCAUCACUACUCCAAGUGGGAAAACAAUAUUGGAUUUUGGUCAAAACCUAGUGGGCUGGGUUCGAAUCGAAAAAGAUUUAAAAGGAGAUGGUGAACUGUAUAUUAGAACUGCAGAAGUAUUGGAACAUGGUGAAUUAGGUGUAAGACCUCUCAGAACAGCGACACCAAAUGAUAGGAUCAUACUUGGUGGAAAAACUAAAGGAUGGGAACCUAAUUUUACAUUCCACGGUUUCAGGUACGCUGAGAUCAAUGGUGUCAAACCUUCUCUUGAAGACUUCACUGCUAUCGUCAUUUUCUCAGACUUACGACGAACUGGUACUUUCAAAUCUUCACAUGAUAUGAUCAACCGAUUACAUGAGAACGUAGUAUGGGGUAUGAUGUCAAACUUUGUAUCUGUGCCUACCGAUUGCCCGCAACGAGAUGAGCGAUUAGGAUGGACAGGUGAUCUUCAAGUGUUUGCUCCUACUGCUAACUACCUGUUCGAUACUUCUGGCUUCCUUGACGGUUGGUUGAAAGACGUAUACGCCGAGCAAAUCUUUUGGAAAGGUGUUCCACCUACUGUAGUCCCCUUUGUACCUCCAAACAAGUUCAACGAUCCUUGGCCUAAACCUCACGCAGUAUGGGCUGACGUGGUAGCUAUCACGCCUUGGGAUCUAUACACAUCAUCGGGUGAUAAAGGGACUUUGGAGAAACAAUGGGAUAGUAUGAGAUUAUGGCUGGACAAAGGUUUACCUAGAGGUAAAAAUGGUUUAUGGGAUCCACUCGCUCCGCUGUAUGGUGAUUGGUUAGAUCCCAAUGCGCCUCCCCAGUAUCCUGCACACGGUCGUACCGAUACUCAUUUAGUUGGAAAUGCCUAUUUGGUCUAUGUUACAUCUCUAGUAGCGAAAAUCGGUAAAAUCUUGGGAAAAGAUUCUGAAGCAUCGAAAUAUGAAUCUGAUGCAAUGAAAUACAAGAAACUUUUCCAAGAGGAAUACAUAUCUCCUUCAGGUAGAUUAGUAUCAGACACACAAACUGCUUAUGCUCUGGUCCUCAAAUUUGGAUUAUUGGAUGACACCCAAAUUGAACGAGCUGCUGAACGACUGGAAUAUCUAUGUAAAUGGAAUUACUUCAAAGUAUCAACUGGAUUUGCUGGAACACCUAUUCUUCUUCCUGUGUUAGCUGAUAACGGAUUACAACAUAUCGCUUAUAGAAUGUUACAAGAGAGAGACAAUCCUUCAUGGCUUUAUUCAGUCGGUAUGGGUGCUACCACCAUCUGGGAACGAUGGGAUUCUGCACUUCCUGAUGGAUCUAUCAAUCCUGGACAGAUGACAUCAUUUAACCAUUAUGCCCUGGGAGCCGUAGCUCAAUUCAUGCAUUCAAACAUUGGUGGUCUGAGUCCGACUUCGCCAGGAUGGAAAUCUGCUAUUAUCAAACCACAACCUGGAGGUACUAUCACUUCAGCUUCUACUUCUUUCUCUUCACCUUACGGACUCUACUCUGUCGAUUGGAGAAUUGAGAAUGACAAGUUGAAGUUGGAUAUUCAAGUACCACCAAACACGACUGCCAAAGUAGUUCUACUUGGAUUAGAAGAAGACGUUGGAAGUGGUAAGAAGAGUUUUGAAGUCGAUUGGAGAAGUGAUGAGAGAUGGCCUCCAAAAGGUAUCAAAGGUCCUCAGAGUGUAGCUAUACCAGACGAGUUCGUUCCAUAG
Molecule: messenger RNA, 2604 nt
Organism: Kwoniella shivajii
Lineage: Eukaryota; Fungi; Basidiomycota; Tremellomycetes; Tremellales; Cryptococcaceae
Exons: 7
Coding region: 1-2604 (867 amino acids)
Biological process (GO): carbohydrate metabolic process
Source: RefSeq, a predicted model, not a curated record